Molecule: messenger RNA, 1177 nt
Organism: Panicum virgatum (switchgrass)
Lineage: Eukaryota; Viridiplantae; Streptophyta; Magnoliopsida; Poales; Poaceae
Product: MADS-box transcription factor 55-like
Exons: 8
Coding region: 193-870 (225 amino acids)
Biological process (GO): positive regulation of transcription by RNA polymerase II
Cellular component (GO): nucleus
Molecular function (GO): DNA-binding transcription factor activity, RNA polymerase II-specific; RNA polymerase II cis-regulatory region sequence-specific DNA binding; protein dimerization activity
Source: RefSeq, a predicted model, not a curated record
GGCAAGCAGUCGGCGUACACACACGCGCCUCACGGUUUUGGGGGUGUUCAGGAGGGCUUCUUUUUUUUUUCCUCCCCUGCGCGAGCGAAUCCACGGGAUUUCUCCUGCCAUUUUUUUCUCUCUCCCCGUGUGGGUGUAGGACGAGAGGCACAGCAGGAAGAAGAGGAGGCGGCGGCGGCGGGGAGGUGAGGUAUGGCGCGGGAGAGGCGGGCGAUACGGCGGAUAGAGAACGCGGCGGCGCGGCAGGUGACCUUCUCCAAGCGCCGCCGCGGGCUGUUCAAGAAGGCGGAGGAGCUGGCGGUGCUCUGCGACGCCGACGUCGCGCUCAUCGUCAUCUCCGCCACCGGCAAGCUCUCGCAGUUCGCGAGCUCCAGUAUGAAUGAUAUCAUUGACAAGUACAGUACACAUUCUAAGAAUCUGGGGAAGUCACAUCAGCAGCCUUCUAUCGAUUUGAAUGUAGAGCAGAGCAAGUAUAGUGGUUUGAAUGAACAACUCACAGAAGCAAGUCGUGGACUUAGACAGAUGAGAGGUGAGGAGCUUGAGGGUUUGAGUGUAGAGGAACUGCACCAAAUGGAAAGGAAACUUGAAGCAGGACUGCAUAGAGUGCUUAGUACGAAGGACCAGCUAUUCAUGCAACAAAUCAGCGAAUUACAGCAAAAGGGCGCACAGCUUGAAGAUGAGAACAGGCUUCUGAAAAAACAAGUGCCUCAUGUGAUUACAGCUGGCGCGGCAGUGGUUGCUGCUGAUACAGAAAAUGUCCUCACCGAAGACGGACAGUCAUCUGAAUCUGUGAUGACUGCAUUGCAUUCAGGAAGCUCGCAUGACAAUGAUGAUGGUUCUGAUAUAUCCUUGAAACUAUCGUUACCUUAAAAGCAAAGGAUCACCAUGAUCUGCAUGAGUGGUAACCAGAGCUGCUAUCUGCACUUUAAAGUUGCAGCCCUAAAUUUGUAAUGUUGUGUAGUAUACGUUAUCUCCGCUCUAAAAAUAUGUGUGUUAUUUGUUGCCUGUCGUGCUACACUAUUUUCAUGUCACUCUACUUGUUCACUUUUUUAUGAAACUUAUGCUCUAGAGCUUACAAAAAGUGGGCUUGCUUAAAGUCCGUUCUUGUAUAAAAAGAAUGCAUUCACCGGAUGAUUUGUUUUGACUAUAAUAUUGUUGUUUGAGUGCUACGCGACAA